Messenger RNA from Monoraphidium neglectum, 2013 nucleotides. RefSeq lists its product as hypothetical. The transcript has a single exon. The record is from RefSeq and is a predicted model, not a curated record. NCBI's taxonomy places the organism in Eukaryota, Viridiplantae, Chlorophyta, Chlorophyceae, Sphaeropleales, Selenastraceae. Bases 1 to 2013 code for a protein of 670 amino acids.
AUGGCCACGCGCGCCCUGCAGUGCGGCGGCAGCGACGGUGGCGACGGCGGCGCGUCCCUGAUGCACCUCGGCCCCCUCGCCUCCUCGAACCACCAGUCGUGCAGCAACGGCGACGCCCCUCACGCCGUCGUCGUCUUGGUCAGCCAGCAGUGCGCUGUUGGUAAAGGCAACAACACCGCAAGCGUCACGACCCACGCUGCCUUCACAGUCUGCAGCGAGGACGGCCGCUGCACCCUGCAGCCGCUGAACCUGCUCCGCUGCGCUGCGCCUCAGCCCCUGCUGCUGCCGCCGGUGCCGGCGCCGGCUGGGGCCUGCCAGCCGCAGGCGAGCGGCGUCCCCCGCGCCCUUCUCGAGUUCGAGCAACACGUGCUGCCGCCGCUGUCGCGACGGGCGGACGCGCUGUUCGCAGUGCCACCGCCGCUGCUGCCUUGCGACGGCAUGAGGUUGUGGCGCUUGGAGGCCCUCGCGGCGAGCUGCCUGCACAGGCAGUCGUGGCAGCGCGUUGUGGCAUCCGGGAUGGUUUCACGCAGCCACAUCAGCCGCGGCCUGGCCGCCCACAUGGCGUCCCUGCUCAUGGGCCCCGCCCCCGUGUUCCCGAACCGCAACGCUGCCCCCAUGGCGGUGCGCUCUUGCGUGUCCGAGCCGCGCUUGGGCCAGACCCUUUGUGGCCGGGGCGCCACCGGCUUCCCCGUGCCAGCACCCCAGAACACGCACGAGCAGCAGCAGCAGGCGCAGGUCAGUGACUGCGGCGGUGACGGAGCGACGGCACUGCCGUGGCCACCACUGCUCGCAGCAGUGGAGGAGCUUGCACCGCUGGAGCCAGUCGCUUGCCCCACUAACGAGGACAACCAGCAGCCGGUGCCCUGGCUGGGUUCCAGCGAUGUCAGCGGGCUCUCACCGCCGGCCGUCGACACCAGCGAUGUGGGAUCACAGAUUGAGAUGCCGGCGAUGGCGGCGGCGCCGCAGCAGCUGCUGUUCUUCGGUUCCCUGGCCGCAAGCCUGGACUGGAAUGAUGACGACACCGAGAACAUCGGCUGCGAGAGUGGCCCAACGGCCCAGCAGCAGGACGCCUGCGCUGAUGCGGCGGCGUUUUCAACCGUGCAGGCCGGGGUGACGCUGUCCCACCCUGAGCCGCCGCCGGCCAGCCGCGCCAGCUGCGACACGACUGAGGAGUUUAACAGUGGCCGCGACGACGGGCCGGCGCGGCAGCGCCUGGACGGCGCCGGCCAGCACCAGGCGGCUGAGGGGGCGAGGGUGCUGCGCCUCCUUCGGCAGGCGGGACAGAUGAGACAGUCCCCGCCGGCCGCUCAGGCGCCCCGGGCCCCUGCGUCGCAGCAGCAGGGGAUGUCAGUCAACACACGUGCCCAAGGGCCCCAGCAGCACCAGCACCAGCACCAGCAGUUGAAGCCGCCGCGCGAGUGCGGCCCGCAGCGGCUGGAGUCUGCAGUGCAGGACCUGGGCUGCGAGCUGGACUGCGCCGGCCCAUACGCCGCCGCGUCCGAGCAGCAGGCAGAGGAUCCGACAGCUGCAUUUCAUGGCACCGACAGGGUUGUCUGCGACCGGGAGCCCCCAGCCACCACCGGCGCCAGCGCGGCGCCCGCUGUGCCGCGGCGGGUGCGCGCGUCGUGCCAGCACGUGAGCGCAGUGGCGGCCCUACUGCACCAGGGGGGCCAGCAGCUGCGGCCUCAGCAGCAGCGGGCGCUCCCGCCGCAUCAGCAGCAGCACAGGCAGCCGCAGCCCGCCGGCAACGGCUGGGAUGCGCGGGGCGGUUGGGCAGCGGGCAGCCAGGAGGCCGGGCAGCGGGACAAUGGUGUAAGCGACGUUGGUGCCCCGGAGCCGAACCAGGACUUCAUCGGCGCGGCCCUGCAGGCAGCUGGAGAGGAGAACGGCCAGCAGCAGGGGGCUGCUGCGGCCCCCAGGCGCUACUACCACCGCGGCGGGCGGCGGGGGAACGCCGCCCGCGCGAAGCGGCGGCAGCAGGCGGUGGACGCCGAGAACAACGCGUCUGGGUAG